UUUUUUUGUUUAAGAAAAAGAACGCGCAAACUGAUAUAUAACAUUUUAAAAAAUGUUUAACAUAACUAUUUCAUGUAUAUCUUUUUCGUCUUUUGAAAAACAAAUUAAAGUUUCUCCAAGUAAUACGAUUCAAAAUGUCAAAAAUAAAAUCAAACUAGAAACUGAUAUUGAUAUUGAUAAACAAGUAUUAUAUUUUGGAGAUCAACUACUUGAAAACGAAAGAACUUUAAGUGAUUAUAAAAUUGAACAAAAUGAUCUAAUUCGACUCGUUCUAAUGAAUCCCGGCGGGUUUGAAAUAUAUGUUAAACAUCAGGAUAAAUCUACUGCUAUUCAAGUACAAUCUUCAUAUACAAUUGAAAAAGUUAAAGAAAAAUAUAAUGAAAAGAAAGGCAUUCCAGUAUGUGAACAAAGAUACAUAUAUAAUGGUAAAGAACUCGAAAAUCGAAGACUUCUUUCAGAUUAUUGUAUUGAAAAAUCGGCAACUAUUUAUCUCACCUUUAGAUUAUUUGGUGGUGCUGCUUUACCUUAAUUUCUUUAUAAUGUGAAUUUUGUAGUUAGUGUUAUAUAUCAUAAAAAUUUAAGGAUUGUUUAUUUGUAAUUGUUUUACGCCACAAUAUGAUUGUCGUUCUUGUUUUUCUUGGUUUAGAAUAGUAAUUCUUUUUCUACAAUAUGAUAAUCAAUUUGAUUAUCAUAUUGUUCCUUAGCUAAAUAAAUCAUGUGUCCAUCACGUGCGAAGUAAUUCAUGUGAAUUCAAUUAAAGUGGUUUGGACUUGUUAUAUUUACAGAAUACUCAUUGAUGCUAAUUUUUACUGCUCCAUUCAUAUGAUUUGUAAAAUACUACUGCUGCGUAUGUAUAAUAAAUAAUUAUUGUAAAUUGAUAAUCGAUAAUUAAAGUCUAAAAAAAAAAA
Molecule: messenger RNA, 908 nt
Organism: Rhizophagus irregularis DAOM 181602=DAOM 197198
Lineage: Eukaryota; Fungi; Glomeromycota; Glomeromycetes; Glomerales; Glomeraceae
Biological process (GO): protein ubiquitination; modification-dependent protein catabolic process
Cellular component (GO): cytoplasm; nucleus
Molecular function (GO): protein tag activity; ubiquitin protein ligase binding
Source: RefSeq, a predicted model, not a curated record